Epinephelus lanceolatus (giant grouper) is the source of this 1365-nucleotide messenger RNA. RefSeq names its product nuclear factor of kappa light polypeptide gene enhancer in B-cells inhibitor, alpha a (gene nfkbiaa). Gene Ontology annotation, biological process: toll-like receptor 4 signaling pathway; cellular response to tumor necrosis factor. Gene Ontology annotation, cellular component: cytosol. Gene Ontology annotation, molecular function: NF-kappaB binding. The record is from RefSeq and is a predicted model, not a curated record. Lineage: Eukaryota; Metazoa; Chordata; Actinopteri; Perciformes; Serranidae.
UGCCCUGACCUUUGAGAGAGACGGAGCUCGCAGUGACAACAGACAUGGACGUGCACAGAGUGUCUAACCACAACGUAAUGGAUUAUAACUUCGACAACAUGGAGCCCAAACACGGGAAAAUGUUGCCGUGCCAGGAGGACCGUUUUGACAGCGGCCUGGAUUCUCUGAAGGAGGACGAGCUGGUGAGCGAGAUCGAGGAAAUGACUUUGAACAUAAGCGAGGAGCUCACACAGGAAUACGAGCCCUGGAGAUCUGCAGUGACUGAAGACGGUGACACGCUUCUCCACUUGGCCAUCAUUCAUGAAGCCACUGAUCAUGCCUUCCAGAUGAUCAAACUGUCUCACAAUCACCCCUUCCUCAACGUACAGAACCACCAGAGACAGACUGCCCUCCACCUCGCAGUGAUCACAGAGCAGCCCCAGUUAGUAGAGAGACUCCUGAAGGCCGGCUGUGACCCACGUCUUGCCGACGACAGCGGCAACACGGCUCUCCACAUCGCCUGCAAGAGGGGCUCCCUCGCCUGCUUUGGCGUCAUCACGCAGAACAGCCAGCAGCACAUCACCUCCAUGGUGUCCUUCCCCAACUACAGCGGACACAACUGUCUCCACUUGGCGUCCAUUAAUGGCUACAUCUCAUUGGUUGAAAGCCUUGUUCGCCUCGGUGCUGACAUCAAUGCACAGGAGCAGUGCAGCGGUCGGACGUCACUCCAUCUGGCCGUAGACCUCCAGAACCCCAAGCUGGUGCGUCGCCUCUUAGAACUUGGCGCCGACGUCAACUGCUUGAACUAUGGCGGCUUCACGCCGUACCACCUCACCUACGGGCGCCAGAACGAAGAGAUCCGCUGCCAGCUGUACGAGAAGACGGCGCAGGAGCUGCGGGAGCUGCCCGACAGCGAAUCAGACGAGAGCGACAUGGAGGAUCUGGACUCAUCGGGAGACGAACUGUACGACGACAUAAAGUUCGGAAAGUAAACAGAAGCGUCCACUCUGAUUGGUGUGAAUGAAAGCUGCUACUGGGUCGCCCAGCCUCGGCCCCCCCCAUAGUGAGGGACACGUCAGUCCCCCGUCCAGGUCCAAGUCCACAGGUGCUGGUCCGAAAACAUGAAUGAAGAUGGCGUCCGGUCGGGUCGAGCCCGGUCCAGAUCACAGAAAGAUCUGCACCAAACACCAAAGAAGACCACGACCUCCACACAUAUAGUCCUUCUAUAUACUGUAUAAAUAUAUAUUGAUGUGUAUAUAUGAGACAAAGACAUGUAAUAUAUUGUAAAUACAGAGAUAUUAUUUUUGUACCUGUACAUACGCUGUGUGAAUUUAAACACUAUUAACAAAAAAACCUUGAGAAUAAAAAGAAGUUUAUGAACAUAAA